AUGACUCAGAUACAUUCACUGCUUGUACUAUUCUUAUUACGGAUGUACUUGGUAACUUCACUAGCCCACCUGAAAGAUGAAACACGUGUCGUUAAAGGUAAAGAUGCCCAACUUGGACAGUUUCCCUAUCAGUGUCUACUGCUCAUACGUUUGAACAGCGGGAAAGCUGCUGUUUGUGGAGGUAGUCUACUAAACGAUGAGUGGAUCUUGACCGCUGGUCACUGCGUACAGGAUGCCGAAUCUGUCAGUGUCACACUGGGAACGAUUGACCUAAAAAAUCAGGCCAACGCUGAUCGCGUGACGCUGAAUUCAUCUGUGUUCAUUCGUCAUGAAAAUUAUGAAGCCGGAUCUGCUACGAAUGAUGUCGCAUUGGUUAAACUUCCCACGAAGAUCACGUUUACCGAAACCAUUCAACCGGUAAAGUUGCCAAACGGAAAAGACAGCUAUAUCCGGCAAAAGGUUAUUGUUAGUGGAUUUGGUCUGCGGAAGGAUAAAGGUGAUGUGUCACAGAAGCUACAGUACGCUCCGCUAGUCGUCAUUCAGAAUGCCGAAUGUAUGCUGGUGUAUGGACUAUUUGCAAUCAAAUCGAACAAUAUCUGUGCCCGGGGUGAAAAUGGGGAGUCUGCGUGCCACGGUGAUUCCGGUGGUCCACUUGUACUUGCCCACGAUCAUACCUUGGUCGGUGUCGUAAGCUUUGGACAUGUGGUAGGCUGCGAGAGGAGUUUACCGGUGGUGUACGCUCGUGUGACAGAAUUCAGGGACUGGAUUAGGAACCAGAGCGGAGUUUGA
Topomyia yanbarensis is the source of this 789-nucleotide messenger RNA. RefSeq names its product brachyurin-like. NCBI's taxonomy places the organism in Eukaryota, Metazoa, Arthropoda, Insecta, Diptera, Culicidae. Bases 1 to 789 code for a protein of 262 amino acids. Gene Ontology annotation, biological process: proteolysis. The record is from RefSeq and is a predicted model, not a curated record. Gene Ontology annotation, molecular function: serine-type endopeptidase activity. The transcript has a single exon.